Molecule: messenger RNA, 2493 nt
Organism: Aspergillus chevalieri
Lineage: Eukaryota; Fungi; Ascomycota; Eurotiomycetes; Eurotiales; Aspergillaceae
Gene: hdaA
Product: histone deacetylase hdaA
Exons: 14
Coding region: 1-2493 (830 amino acids)
Biological process (GO): chromatin organization
Cellular component (GO): histone deacetylase complex
Molecular function (GO): histone deacetylase activity
Source: RefSeq, a predicted model, not a curated record
AUGGCCAUGGAAGACGAUGAGGACAUCGUCAUGCGGGACGCCAGCUCCCACCCAAUGGCACUACCUCAUCAACUGGCUACGGCUAGCGCGAGCAGACAAUCUCUGCCUCCGCAUCUGAACGGGAGUGCGGAUCCUUCACUUGCGCCGUCGAUACUGGCGCAGGGGAUGAGGAUCCCGCUAACACCGCGGCCGGGCAGUGUGCCGGCGACGGGAACGUCUGCGAUGGGGCCUGUGCCGGUUGCUGGCCCUGGGCUUGGUCAUCCGGCUGAGGCGCCUGGUUUUAGGGAGGAGAGCCCUAUGGAAGCAAACUCUGACUGGUCGGACGAAGAGGCUGCGGCUCAUGUUGGCAUUCCGCUUGCUGGUCUAUCUUCGGGGCUGUGCUAUGAUGUGCAGAUGCGGUAUCAUUGUGAAGUGCGGCCGACGGCGGACGUGCAUCCGGAGGAUCCGCGGAGAAUCUAUUAUAUCUACAAGGAGCUAUGUCGAGCUGGACUUGUUGAUGAUCCGGAGUCGUCGAGGCCGCUUGUUUCGAGGCCACUGAAGAGGAUUAAUGCGCGCAAUGCUACCGAGGAGGAGGUUUCGCUUGUUCAUACGCCGGAUCAUUUUGCGUUUGUGGAGAGCACUAAGGAUAUGUCUGACGAUGAACUUAUUGCAUUGGAGCAUACGCGUGAUUCAAUCUAUUUCAACAAGCUUACCUUUGCUUCGUCACUUCUGUCCGUGGGAGGUGCAAUUGAGACAUGUCUUGCCGUUGCUACUCGCAAGGUGAAGAACGCAAUCGCUGUCAUCCGGCCACCCGGGCACCAUGCAGAACAUGACAAGACCAUGGGAUUCUGUCUGUUUAACAACGUCUCGGUCGCUGCGCGAGUUUGUCAGAAACAGUUGGGAGAUAGUUGUCGGAAGAUCAUGAUUCUGGAUUGGGAUGUCCAUCAUGGAAACGGUAUACAAAAAGCGUUCUACGACGACCCCAAUGUCCUCUAUAUCUCUCUACACGUUUAUCAAGAUGGGAGAUUCUACCCCGGAGGCGACGAAGGUGAUUUGGAUCACUGCGGUACUGGAGCUGGUGUUGGGAGAAACGUCAACAUUCCAUGGCCAAGCCAGGGUAUGGGCGAUGGCGACUACAUGUAUGCUUUUCAGCAAGUCGUUAUGCCUAUUGCACAUGAGUUUAAUCCCGAUUUGGUCAUCAUUGCUUCUGGUUUCGACGCAGCUGUUGGUGACGAGCUUGGUGGUUGCUUCGUAACACCAUCUUGCUACGCCCACAUGACGCAUAUGCUCAUGGGUCUUGCUAAUGGCAAAGUUUCUGUCUGUUUAGAGGGUGGUUACAACUUCCGAUCCAUCUCUAAAUCUGCACUCGCAGUCACGAAAACGCUCAUGGGCGAGCCGCCCGACCGUCUUCUCUCAACAUCGCCGUCGGACCUUGCUGCAAGCACUGUCCGGCACGUUAUGAUGGCACAGUCCCGUUACUGGCGGUGCAUGUAUCCGAAGGAACCACAGGAAUUGAGUCUCUGGACUGAUAGGCUACAUGACAUAAUUCGCCAGUACCAGUCGAAGCAGCUGUAUGAUAACUUCAAACUCACGCCGCUGUACAUUUACCGGACGGCUAUUUCGAAGUCGUUUGAGAAUCAGGUUUUGGCAAGCUCGAAUUAUAACAAACAAACACCGCUUCUAGUCAUUUUCCAUGACCCACCUGAAAUAAUGGGCCUCCCCCAUCCAACAACCAACAAACUGGAAGCCCACAACUGCUGGCUUGCUGAUGUUGUCAAGGAGUAUGUCGGGUGGGCCAUUGGAAAGGGCUAUGCUGUGAUUGACGUGAAUGUUCCAAAACAUGUCACUAAUGAACCUGUAACUGGCAAAUACGAAGACGAGGAUGAAAGCCGGCCUACCGCGACGGAGGAAUUGGCGGGGUACUUGUGGGAUAAUUAUAUCGAACCCAACGAAGCGACCGAGAUCUUCUUCAUCGGCAUGGGCAAUGCCUUUUACGGUGUCGCGAACUUGUUGAUCAACCGAGAAACCCUCUACCAACGCGUGAAUGGAGUAGUCUCCUUUGUCGCCGAGAACCCUGUCCGCGCGAUAGCUUCGCAUACACAAGUCUGGCUCUCGCGAUGGUAUAAAGAUGUAUGUCCCCCAGUCAUUCUCUCCCCGACUCGUUCCCCAUCCAGUGACUCUCCUCAGCUAACAAAGCAGAACUCUCUUGUUUUUGUGUCUCACACCCACGGCGUCUGGAACAACGUCGAGACGCGCCGCAAGCCAUCAAAACGCUACGGCCACCUUAUCCAGUCACCGACAUCGGGACUCAGCGAGAUGCUUAUGCAUCAUCGGGAGGAUGUGUUCAAGUGGAUUGAGGAUCGAGCGGAUGAAGAGGAGAGUGAGGAGGAGGAGGAAGAAGAAGAAGAAGAGGAACAGGAACAGGAACAAGAGCAAAGGAGGAAGAGUCAGAGUCAGAGUCAGGGUGGGAGUAAGAGUCGGUCGCCGGUGAAGAGGGUGGCGGCAGGUGAGUAG